Messenger RNA from Ipomoea nil (Japanese morning glory), 2002 nucleotides. RefSeq names its product mitochondrial-processing peptidase subunit alpha-like. Gene Ontology annotation, cellular component: mitochondrion. The coding region runs from base 207 to 1724 and encodes 505 amino acids. The transcript is spliced from 13 exons. NCBI's taxonomy places the organism in Eukaryota, Viridiplantae, Streptophyta, Magnoliopsida, Solanales, Convolvulaceae. The record is from RefSeq and is a predicted model, not a curated record. Gene Ontology annotation, molecular function: metal ion binding.
AUCCUGGUUCGCCGGUCUCGAAUCGCAAAAGCCGCCAUCUUUCGGUCCUUUUUUUUUUUUUUUUUUUUUUUUUUUUUUUUUGGGUCUUCUUCUCCAACUCGGCAGCUAAAUCCCAUGAUCAUACCUUCACUGCAUUCACUCUCCAUAGUCCAUAGCUUCAACAGCUCUCCAAGCGGCCCAGCGAUCAAUAGAGCUUCAAAAUCGCCAUGUACAGAGCCGCCGCCUCUCGCGUCAGAGCUCUCAAGGGUCGAGAUGGCAGUAGGGCAUUGACAAGAUUUGCAAGUUCAUCUGUUGCUGCAACCAAGUCAUCCCCUGGGGGACUCCUUAGUUGGUUAAAUGGUGAUAAGUCUAAUUCUCUCACUCCUCUAGACUUCCCACUAAAGGAUGUUACUCUACCACCUUGGCUACCUGAUCAUGUUGAAUCUGGGAAGACCAAGGUAACAACUUUACCGAAUGGUCUCAGAAUAGCUUCAGAAACAUCAGCGAGCCCUGCCGCCUCAAUUGGGUUAUAUGUUGAUAGUGGCUCAAUAUAUGAAACACAAGUGUCGCUUGGGGCCACAUAUCUCUUGGAAAAAAUGGCAUUUAAAAGCACAUUGAACCGAAGCCACUUGCGUCUUGUGCGAGAAGUUGAAGCCAUUGGUGGUAAUGUGACAGCUGCCGCCUCAAGAGAGCAAAUGUGUUACACUUAUGAUGCUCUGAAGACAUAUGUUCCUCAAAUGGUAGAGCUGCUUGUAGACGCUGUUAGGAAUCCUGCGUUUUUGGAUUGGGAAAUUAAAGAUGAGCUUCACAAGAUGAAAGGUGAAAUUGAUGACUACUCAAGAAACCCACAGGCCUUACUUUUGGAGGCCAUUCACACUGCAGGUUAUACAGGCCCCUUAUCUAAUCCUCUCAUGGCCAAUGAAUCUUCAAUCAACAGAUUGGACAGUACGAUUUUAGAGGAAUUUGUUGCUGAGAAUUACACUGCUUCUCGGAUGGUACUAGCUGCAUCAGGUGUUGAACAUGAUGAGCUGUUGAAAGUUGCAGAACCACUUUUAUCUGACUUGCCUAUUGUUCCUUGUACUAGUAAUCCCAAGCCCGUAUAUGUAGGAGGCGAUUACCGUUGUCAUGCUGAUCAUGGGGUUACACAUUUUGCCCUUGCUUUUGAAGUUCCUGGUGGCUGGCAUAAGGAAAAGGAUGCAAUGACUUUGACAGUACUUCAGACACUUAUGGGAGGGGGUGGCUCUUUCUCUGCUGGUGGUCCUGGAAAAGGAAUGUAUUCAAGACUAUAUCUUCGAGUCUUGAAUCAGUAUCCACAGAUUCAAGCAUUUUCUGCAUUUAACUGUAUUUACAACAAUACUGGAUUAUUUGGAAUUCAAGCAACCACUACCUCUGAUUUUUCAUCAAGGGCUAUUGAUAUAGCUGUUGAAGAGCUCACUACCAUUGCAAAUCCUAGAGAAGUUGACAAAGUGCAGCUUGACCGUGCAAAAGUAUCAACGAAGUCUGCCAUUUUGAUGAACUUGGAGUCCAGGAUGGUUGCAUCAGAAGACAUAGGUAGACAAAUUUUGACAUAUGGCGAGAGGAAACCCGUGGAGCAUUUCCUGAAAGGCAUUGAUGAAGUUACAGUAAAGGAUAUUUCAUCCCUUGCACAAAAGCUCUUAUCUUCUCCCCUCACCAUGGCUUCAUAUGGGGAUGUUCUGAAUCUUCCAAGUUACGAUGCGGUCAGCAAGAAGUUCCAUUCCAGUUAAGUUUUUUCUCCCAGACAUUCAAUAAUUUUUUUGGGCCAUCUCAUGAAACAAUGUUUUGUGGAAAAGUAAUCUUUUAGACUAGAUCAGAUGAUAAAUAUUAGUCUUCCAAGCUUUUGAUAAGAAGCUGAAGUUUGGUUGGUGCAAAAUUUCUUUAUUGUAUGUGCUUGUAAUUUUAUCAAGUCUUUUCCUAUUUGUUUCCUGGCAAAAUGCUGGAAUCUGGAUUUCUGACAUUUUGCUCUCUGUGUAGGCCUUAAUAAUACUCCAUUUGUCUCAUUUUA